Manduca sexta (tobacco hornworm) is the source of this 1750-nucleotide messenger RNA. RefSeq names its product alpha-2-macroglobulin receptor-associated protein-like. Gene Ontology annotation, molecular function: receptor antagonist activity; low-density lipoprotein particle receptor binding; heparin binding. The record is from RefSeq and is a predicted model, not a curated record. Gene Ontology annotation, cellular component: endoplasmic reticulum; endomembrane system. NCBI's taxonomy places the organism in Eukaryota, Metazoa, Arthropoda, Insecta, Lepidoptera, Sphingidae. Gene Ontology annotation, biological process: regulation of receptor-mediated endocytosis.
UUACACAUUACCAUUGUACAGUGGGCACGGACCUAAUUCAUCAGUCCCAAUUUAGCUAUACUUGUGUAGUAGGAGUGUUGAACAGAUUACUUCUACAUUUCGUCAAAAAUAAUUUCUAAGUAUCAACCAUCCUAAAAUGUAUCGAUACCUAUGUUAACUUGAUUUAAAUUUCACAUCCCAAAGUCAAAUCGAAUUUAUAUUUGAUGGUUUCAUAGUUGACAAUUAGUGACAAUUGACAUAUCACUUGCCAAAAUAAUAGCGGUGUUUUUACAAUUUUCUUUACUAAAAAUUAAACAUCUUUAUAUACUGAUGUUUAUUUAUGGGUUAAUUUUGCAUUCCUAGUUCCAUUGGUAAAUUGAUUUAAAAUGUAUACUUACAAAAUAUUAUUCGGUGUAUUAUUAUUAAGUGGUGCACUAUGCGAAAAUAAAUACUCUCGGUCAGUUAACGAGAAAAAGAAGGAUGAGGUGAAUUUCAGGACCUUGGAGAAGCCAUUCAGGGAUGACAAGCUUAAUCUAUUGUGGGUAAAGGCGCAACAACGUCUAACAGAACCAAAGCUAAAGUCAUUGUACAGUGACCUCACAAUUCAAGACAAGGAGGAGAUCACUUACAAGAGGUUCAAGAGUGAGGGAGGGGACAAGGAGGGACUCAAAGAAGCUGAGCUGAGAAGGAAACUUACUAACAUUAUGUCUGUGUAUGGGUUACUUGAACACUUUGAUGAGAAAGCUCCUCCACGCCAAAAGGAUCACCCGGGUUUCAACUCAGCAAUGGAUGACCAUAUUAACAAGAGCAUAUUCAAGGAUAAGAAAUUAAAUCAAUUAUGGACUAAGGCUGAGACAUCAGGCUUUACUAGCGAGGAGUUGGCUGCUCUGAAGGAAGAGUUCCUGCAUCAUCAAGAUAAAAUAGACCAGUACUAUGAACUGUUAACUGACAUGGACAGUGCCAAAAAAGAGGGAUAUAAAAAUGCUAUCAAUGAAGAGGAAUUAGUCAAGUUCAACGAGAUAGACGAACAAACCAACGAGAUCACCAAAGACUAUCUCCACCAUGCUAACCUGGUGCGAGAGAAACACAGGGACCUCAGAGACGGAUAUGAUAAGUUGCAAAGAAUUACGGCUAAAGGGCCUAAUAAUAGAGAAUUCAUAGAGCCAAAGGUGCAAGGUCUAUGGCGCAUGGCGGUGCAAGCCAACUUUACAGUCGACGAAAUGGUAAUUCCCCAGGUGGAGCUCCAACACUACGAGUCGCGGUUGCUGAAGCUGCGUCAUUUGCAAGUCGAUCACGUAAGCAACCUUGAGAAACAUCGUAGCAAGGUGGCAGGCGCUGGCGAGAAGAUGAAUCACUUCGAAGACCAGGAGCAGUUGAUCAAGAAACAUUCCAGGAAGGUGGAGAAGAUGCAUGCAGACAUCGAGACCCGUAUACUGGGGCGGCACACUGAGUUGUGAUAGCCAACUGAUAUUAUUUAGUGUAUUUUAUUAUUACAUGUAAAUGUGUAUGUUGAUGUCCAUAAUAACUGGUAUAAGAAAUAAUAUAAAUUGCUGAAUUAAUACAGUAAUUUCCAUAAUUGGUCCUGUUUUUAAAUUUUAUAAUGCAAUAUCAUGAUUUUGACAUUUAGGUAUUAUUCCCCGUGUUUAUUGAUUACCUAUUUAAAUAUGUUUUUUACAUUCUAAAUAAUAAGGACAAUAAUUAUGAAUGUGGGCACUGUGGCGUUGUGAAUCUCUUAUGUGAAACAUUACAAAUAAAUAUUAUGGUUACUUUU